AUGAGCCUAUCACGCAUGGAGGAGGCGGGUAGCAAUGAGCACUUUCUCUCACAGCUCGCAUCGAUACGUGUUAUAACCACAAAUCGGACGAUGGAAAUCGGUAAAGAGUUGCAUAUUGUUUGCAAGGUGCAAGGACGACCGCCACCCAAAGUUACCUGGUUCAAGGAUGGCAAAUCGAUUAAUCGCAAUCGUAAAUUUUACAAAUUCCGGCAUUUCAAAAAGCGUUCUGAGCUGAUCAUUCGUUCGUUUAAUAUUUCCGAUACGGGGCGUUAUGAGUGCCGCGCUAAAAAUAAAAUCAACCAGGAGCCAGAUCGACGCACCAUUUUAAUCAAGGCAGAUCCAGAGCCACGUUAUCCCACAAGUUUAAUGGGCGGAACUGGUAACAUUUGCCCCGAUGAUGCUGCUGAAUUUUGUCUAAAUGGUGGGACAUGUAAUUUCUUUUCGGAAAUCGGCUCAUAUUCUUGCAUAUGUCCGGAAGGAUUCAUAGGCGAACGCUGCGAUCGGAAGGAAGUCAAUAAUAUAUCUCCUAAUAUAACCUUCAAGGUGGGCUACAUUGCCGACGAUCCCAAUUCGUAUACGGAAUCAAUGCCGAUGAGCACACCAAAAGAAGGAGCCAAUAAGUCGGGGAAUAGUUGA
Anastrepha obliqua is the source of this 636-nucleotide messenger RNA. Its product is annotated as protein vein-like. The transcript has 6 exons. Bases 1 to 636 code for a protein of 211 amino acids. The record is from RefSeq and is a predicted model, not a curated record. Gene Ontology annotation, cellular component: plasma membrane; axon; neuronal cell body. Gene Ontology annotation, molecular function: axon guidance receptor activity. Gene Ontology annotation, biological process: homophilic cell-cell adhesion; synapse organization. NCBI's taxonomy places the organism in Eukaryota, Metazoa, Arthropoda, Insecta, Diptera, Tephritidae.